CGGAGUGAGCCUGCUGAAAACGCACGCGCUCUGCCGUCGCACAGCACAGCAGCGCGUGGAGUCCCACGGAAAAAAGAAAACAAACCACAGAGCGAAGUCAGGAGCGAGCCGAAAUCUGAACUCUAAAAAAAACAACAACCAAACAAACACACACACACACACACACACACACGCGCACACACACUGAGGACACGCAAGUUGGCUCGCGCAAGCCGCCACUCACUCCUCCACCGCUAACAUGCCUGCCGUCAAAAAGGAGAGAUUGGACGGAGACGACAUGGCAUUAGGCGCCUUUGCGCAACCCGAAUACUUGGCCCCUUUAAAUGCCGCCGCGAUCCCCGUAGUGACCCCUCAUCCGCCGCCGUACGACCACCUCUUCGCCCAUCCGCGCGCCUACCUGGGACUGCGCGACACGCCACUGCACCGGCAGCACCUCCAUCACCAGCACGCGGACGACCUGAUGCUCGAGAGGUUCUCCUCCAUCCCCGACUUUCAGCCGUUCUUUGACAACGGCGAGCCGUGCAUCGAGGUGGAGUGCGGCGAGAACAAGGCACUGCUCUACAUCAACAAACUGUGCCAGGGCAGCAAGGGACCCUCCAUCAAGCACAGGGGCGAGUGGCUCACACCGAACGAGUUCCAGUUCGUCAGCGGCAGAGAAACGGCCAAGGACUGGAAGCGGAGUAUUAGGCACAAGGGGAAAAGUCUAAAGACACUUAUGUCCAAAGGAAUCUUACAGGUGCAUCCUCCAAUCUGUGACUGCCCUGGGUGUCGGAUUUCAUCUCCAGUGAACCGUGGGCGUCUGGCUGAGAAGCGCACCAUCCCUCUGCCGCCAAAUCGCGUACCCAAGAAGGAGCUGGCCUCCGUCUUCAGCAGUGACGAGAGCGAGGGUGGCGAGAGAAGCAGCACGGACCAUGCUGACAUCAAGCAAGAAGAAGAGCUCCACUACACUACGAUGAGAAAGAGUCGUGACAGUGACCUCUCAACGAUCAUCUCCAAUCUUCACCACACCCGACAGCACGGCAUGCCUGAGGGCCAGCCCUGCUCUGACAUCAGCCUCACCUCCACACACUCAGAUGACGUUCUAAGCAAGAAGAGAGCCUAUUCCCCGAGCAGCAGCAGCGAGUGCCCGUCUGACAGCAAAAAGUCCCGCAGUGUGUCUCCCAAAGAAAACUCACACACCCCUGCACUGGAGCUGAGCAGUCACAUGACCCCGGAAGAACACUAUAGACGGAUGAUGUCAGCGCUGAACGAGCAUGGCUCUUACGAAGAGCAGCAGCAGCGUCUUUACCAGCUCGCCAGCAGCAUGGGCGUCCCUAGUCACGAGCUGCUGCGUGUGCGUCAGGAGGCUCUGAGUGCUAUCAGGAACCCAGGAGCCAUGGAGGCUCACCUCCCAUCUGCAGGCAGCUCCUCCAGCCAGAGGAGGAAACAAGGCCUGCCCCAACACAGGGAUGCCCACUUCAGUGAGAGAGAGCUAUCCCAUCCUCCUCCACUACUGUCCCCGCAGAACGCCCCUCACAUCGCACUGGGCCCUCAUCUGCGGCCACCGUUCCUAGGCAUGCCCUCCGCUCUGUGCCAAGCACCAGCGUAUGGUUUCCUGCAGCCGGCUCAAGCCGAGAUGUUUGCACGUCAACAAGAGAUGCUGCGCAAACAGAACCUCGCUAGAUUGGAGAUGUCUGCCGAGCUGCUGAGACAGAAGGAGCUGGAGAAUGUUCAGCGUCAGCGCCUGUUAGCCGAGCCGCUUGCUCUCCAUCCGGGUCUGCCUGCUGAGCACCCGGCUCUACGUAGCCUUCACGACAUGCCCGAUGACGUCAGCCGCCGCAACGCCAUGCUGCUCUUGCGCCACAACAACACACCUCUGCUCUCACUUAGCCACCAGGGGGCGAUGGUGAGCAGUGCCUUCAAAGAGUCUGGUAGCCGUAGAAGCUCAAAGAAAGGUGGUACGCCGCAAGGGAAUGACCCGUCCCAGUCCAAGGGGCCUGGGGGAGACACGGACGGACACGAUGAAGACAUGAAAGACUCGGAAAGCGAUGGCGAAGCGUGUGAGGAGCGGCCGGAGGGACAGGCUAAAGCAGAUGGGCACAGUCUGAACUCUGAGGCUUGCCAAAGCAAGGACACGGCCAAGCCCAGCGAGGCACUGAAGGAGCUCGGGGAAGGCUCGGGCAGGCUCAGUGUCCCCUGCAGCUCGACAGCGCCAGAAUCACCCAGUCACCAUCUCUUCACACCAGGACUAAGCAAGAGCGAAGCCAAGUAUCUCCCACCAGGGGCACUGCCCCCUUUUCCCAUACUGCCAGGACAGACACUGCCCUUCGCCUUCCCCUACGCCAGCCCUUAUUUCCACGCUGGCGCCAUGGGAGGUCUGUUUGUGGACGGGGAGGAGGCGGCGGCGGCAGCAGAGGACAUCAGCAAGUGGAGUGUGGAAGAGGUGUGCAGCUUCAUCAGCAGCCUGGCAGGCUGUGGAGAGUACGCCCAGGUGUUUCGGGAGCAGGCUAUUGAUGGAGAGACGCUAGCGCUGCUGACCGAGGAGCACCUGCUCAACCACAUGGGGCUGAAACUUGGGCCGGCUCUCAAGAUCCGCUCUCAGGUGGCCCGACGCACUGGCAGAAUAUUCUACAUGACCAGCUUCCCGCUGGCCCUCCCACUAGCACCAUCUGCUCUGCGCCCGCCGGACCGAGACCCCCUGCCCGCAGAGACCCGGCCACCCUCGGCCCGUAGCACCUCCUCCCCGUUCAGUGCCCCUCUGGCCUGCCGCGCCUCCCCCAAGCAGGAAAACGGAAACCCCCCUACAGGGGCGGCUUACGACUCCGCUAAAGCUCUCUCAUAGAGAAUACCAUUAAAAUGCCAACUGCUUCACCGUACGGCUGGAGCAACUCUACAGGAAGGA
This is a messenger RNA of Ictalurus furcatus (blue catfish), 2881 nucleotides long. It is a transcript of the gene samd11, whose product is annotated as sterile alpha motif domain containing 11. Gene Ontology annotation, molecular function: RNA polymerase II cis-regulatory region sequence-specific DNA binding; protein binding; DNA-binding transcription activator activity, RNA polymerase II-specific. Gene Ontology annotation, biological process: positive regulation of transcription by RNA polymerase II. Bases 239 to 2821 code for a protein of 860 amino acids. The record is from RefSeq and is a predicted model, not a curated record. Lineage: Eukaryota; Metazoa; Chordata; Actinopteri; Siluriformes; Ictaluridae. The transcript is spliced from 13 exons.